AUGAGGCUCUCUUCCGAGGAGGAUAGAGAACACAGAAAGCAUGAGCGACGGGACAGAGAACAUGAAAGGGAUAUGCCUCGGGAAAGAGAACAUGAAAGAGAACAUGAAAGAGAACGGGAAAGAGAACGUGAAAGGGAUAAGCCACGGGAAAGAGAACGUGAAAGAGAACGGGAAAGAGAACAUGAAAGGGAGAAGAGACGGGAAAGAGAACAUGAAAUGUAUGAUAAACGUGAAAAGGGUGAUAAACAGGGUAGAGAACAUAGAAAGGAUAAGGAACGGGAUGAAAAACAAAGGAAGGAUGAAGGACAUGGAAAGGAUAAGAAACGGGAUGAAAAACGAGAGAAGGAUAAGAAACAAAGUAAAGGACAAGAGAAGGAUAAGAAACCAAGUGAAGAACAAGUGAAGGAUAAGAAACGUGGUGAAGAACAAGUGAAGGAUAAGAAGCGAGGUGAAGGACAAGAAAAGGAUAAGAAGCAGGGUGAAGAACAAGUGAAGGAUAAGAAACGUGGUGAAGAACAAGUGAAGGAUAAGAAGCGAGGUGAAGGACAAGAAAAGGAUAAGAAGCAUGGUGAAGAACAAGUGAAGGAUAAGAAACGUGGUGAAGAACAAGUGAAGGAUAAGAAACGUAGUGAAGAACAAGUGAAGGAUAAGAAGCAAGGUGAAGAACAAGUGAAGGAUAAGAAGCGAGGUGAAGGACAAGAAAAGGAUAAGAAGCAGGGUGAAGAACAAGUGAAGGAUAAGAAACGUGGUGAAGAACAAGUGAAGGAUAAGAAACGUGGUGAAGAACAAGUGAAGGAUAAGAAGCAAAGUGAAGAACAAGUGAAGGAUAAGAAGCAAGGUGAAGAACAAGUGAAGGAUAAGAAGCAAGGUGAAGAACAAGUGAAGGAUAAGAAACGUGGUGAAGAACAAGUGAACGAUAAGAAACGUGGUGAAGAACAAGUGAAGGAUAAGAAGCAAGGUGAAGAACAAGUGAAGGAUAAGAAGCAAGGUGAAGAACAAGUGAAGGAUAAGAAGCAAGGUGAAGAACAAGUGAAGGAUAAGAUACGUGGUGAAGAACAAGUGAAGGAUAAGAAGCAAGGUGAAGAACAAGUGAAGGAUAAGAAACGUGGUGAAGGACAAGAAAAGGAUAAGAAGCAAGGUGAAGAACAAGUGAAGGAUAAGAAGCAAGGUGAAGAACAAGUGAAGGAUAAGAGGCAAGCUGAAACCCGGGGCAAUGUUGAGGUUGGAUGUUGCACACCACUUAGACCGAGUGUCCAGUGA
Molecule: messenger RNA, 1260 nt
Organism: Penaeus indicus
Lineage: Eukaryota; Metazoa; Arthropoda; Malacostraca; Decapoda; Penaeidae
Product: RNA-binding protein 25-like
Exons: 3
Coding region: 1-1260 (419 amino acids)
Source: RefSeq, a predicted model, not a curated record